UUUUUCUCUCUCUUUGUGAGUUAAUUUAUCUUCUCAUUCUGAUAUCAACUGAUUUUCAUUCAUUUGUGACCCUGUUAUUGAUAUAAUGAUGUCUUCACCAAGUCCAGGCAAAAGAAGAAUGGACACUGAUGUCCUUAAAUUAAUUGAAUCUAAACAUGUAGUUACCAUCCUUGGUGGAUUAAAUGAAUUUUGUGUUAAAUUCUACGGACCCAAAGGAACUCCAUAUGAAGGAGGUGUUUGGAAAGUUCGUGUUGAUUUACCGGAAAAGUAUCCAUUUAAAUCACCAUCCAUUGGAUUUAUGAACAAAAUAUAUCACCCUAACAUCGAUGAGGUCUCUGGUACCGUUUGUUUGGACGUAAUUAACCAGGCCUGGACAGCUCUUUACGAUCUCUCCAAUAUCUUUGAAUCAUUUUUACCACAAUUACUUACCUAUCCCAAUCCAAUUGAUCCACUGAACGGAGAUGCUGCAGCUUUAUACCUCCAUAAACCAGAGGAAUACAUUAGGAAAGUUGCAGAUUAUGUUAAAAAAUACGCAACCGAAGAAGCGUUGAAAGAACAACAAGACAAAGAAUCAUCGUCAGAGGAAAGUUCGAUGAGCGAUUUCUCUGAUGACGAAACAAAAGAUAUGGAAUUAUAACUUGAAGCCUUUAGUUUUUUUCUUCUUUCAUCAUCUUUCAUCUUCUUCUCUCUUUUCUUUAUAUAUUAUAUCAUCAUCUCUACAAAAUCAACAUUUUAUCAAUUUUCUCUCUCUCUCUCUCUCGAUUUACCUGAAAAAACAAACAAAACAAAACAAGAAAACAAUUGAAAAAAAACAAAAUCAAAUCAACAUAAACACAAACUUAUAUGAUAACAUUACAUAAACAAAAUGCAUACAUAAAAACACAUUCACCUUAAACAUACACACAAAUACACAUACACACCUAACACCAAAUAUUACAUCUUUUACCAUGAUUACCAUCAUCAGAAUCAUUUUGAAUUAAUUAUUGUAUUAAUUUUACCAACAAGAAGUUUUCAUUUGAUUAUGAUGAUUAAAAGAAAAACAUUAAUGAGUGA
Panonychus citri (citrus red mite) is the source of this 1053-nucleotide messenger RNA. RefSeq names its product ubiquitin-conjugating enzyme E2 H (gene UbcE2H). The transcript has 4 exons. The coding region runs from base 86 to 637 and encodes 183 amino acids. The record is from RefSeq and is a predicted model, not a curated record. Gene Ontology annotation, cellular component: nucleus. Gene Ontology annotation, molecular function: ubiquitin conjugating enzyme activity. NCBI's taxonomy places the organism in Eukaryota, Metazoa, Arthropoda, Arachnida, Trombidiformes, Tetranychidae. Gene Ontology annotation, biological process: protein polyubiquitination; ubiquitin-dependent protein catabolic process.